Molecule: messenger RNA, 1302 nt
Organism: Oncorhynchus mykiss (rainbow trout)
Lineage: Eukaryota; Metazoa; Chordata; Actinopteri; Salmoniformes; Salmonidae
Source: RefSeq, a predicted model, not a curated record
AUGAAGCUGACCCUGGACCAGUUAUCAGCCCAGCUCAGCUUCACUCCUCUGCUGCAUGUAGAGAACGCCACACAGGCCAGACUCAACAACAAGCUGACCAGUUUGUUAUGGACGGUCCAUGAGCCGACCACGGUGGCUCUGACACUCAUGUACUGCCUGUCCUUCCUGGUGGGGUUCGUAGGGAACAUCAUGUCAAUGAAGGUGCUGACCAACCGACGUAGCGAGAGGCUAGCCGCGGUCAGCGCCACACGGUACCUCCUGGUUAACCUGGCGGUGUGCGACCUGGCCGUGGUGUGUGUCUGCAUGCCCAUAACGCUGGGUCACCAGAUCUACUCGGCCUGGGUCUACGGGGACUUCCUGUGCCGAGCGGUCCCCUUCACCCAGGCCGUCUCCGUGUCGGCUAGCGUGCUAACGCUAACGGUCAUCAGCGUCAACCGUUACUUCAGCGUACGCUGCCCGCUCCGCGCCCGCUCCCUCUUCACCCGCCGCCGGAUCCUCGGGACGGUCGCCGUGGUGUGGGUGGUGUCAUCGGCGAUCUGCGCCCCAUUGGUGUUCAUGAACCGGCGAGAUGAGAUCAGCCUUGGGGCGUCGUUUGUGAUCCCUGUGUGCCAGGAGGUGUGGCCGGGGCCACGUCUGAAACAGGGCUACACCGUCCUGCUCUUCGUGGCGCUCUACUGCAUCCCCGUGACCUUUAACCUCACCAUCGGCUUCCUGACUGGCCGCCGGCUCUGGGGGGACGGGAAGCGGACGUUUACGGAACUCGACUCCCGAAGCCGAGCGCUGCACACUGAGCGCCUCAAGACGAGGAAGAAGAUCGCCAAAAUGGUGGUGUCCCUGGUGCUGCUGUUUGCAGUUUCCUGGCUGCCCCUGUAUCUGGCUGAGUUCUGGAUCGACCGAGUGCAGCAUCCGCCAUCUUGGCUCAUGCAGAGCCAGCCCUUUGCCCAGUGGCUGGGCCUCACCAACUCCAGCCUCAAUCCUAUCUGCUACUGUUUCAUAGGUGAUCUCCACCGGGGGGCCAAGGUGUUCCGUACCCACUACCACCGCCGGAUCGCUGCUCUCUUUGGUUCCUCUUUCGCCAACUCCGCCACGACCACUGCCGCCGAGGGAGGAGUAGCCGCGGCAACCGUGGCCGCGUCCACGGCAGCCAUUCCCAAGUUGUUUACCUUUUCCAGGGGGGAAGGGGGGCCAGACAAGAUGGAGGACGGGUCUGAUAACAGUCUGUCUGACUGGUACAAGUCCAGCCCCAACAGUUGGGAAACUACACCCAUUGGCUCACUGCCUGUGAUUGACAGCCCACGGUGA